AUGGACAUGAAUGAUCCAAAAUUUCAUGUUGGUCAACAAUUUGAUGAUAAGCAGCUAUUCAAUAUGGUAGUUGACAAUUAUGCAAUCAAAAUGGGGAAGGAUAUAAAGUGGGUGAAGCAUGAUAAGCAUAGAAUGAGGGUGAAAUGCAAAGCUGAACAUUGUAAGUGGAUAUUGUUUGCUUUUAAAAUUAAUGAAGGUGAUGAUUCCAUUGCAAUCAAGACAAUGGGUCCAGCACACACAUGUGGCAGGACCUUUUACCACAAGAGAGCUAUCUCAGGUUUCUUAGCAAGAAAAUAUGUGGACUUCCUAAGGAUGAACAAGAGAAUAAUAGUUUCUGAGUUCAAGGAUAAGGUACAUGCAGAGCUGAAUGUAAACAUUACUAAACCUCAAGUUUAUAAGACAUUCAUGAAGGCAAAAAUUUUGAUCCAUGGGAGCUACAAAGAUCAGUACAACAGAUUGUGGGAUUAUUGUGAGGAACUAAUGAAGGCAAAUCCUGGUUCUACAGUGUACAUGAAAACUACAUUAGAUAAAGAUUUUGGAAAACAAAGAUUUCAGAGACUUUACAUUUGCUUCGAGGCACUGAAGAGAGGAUUUAAAUCUGGUUGUAGGAAGAUAAUUGGAGUUGAUGGUUGCCACUUGAGAGGUCCACAUCCGGUUGCAUAUGCAGUAGUUGAAGCUGAAAAUAAGAGGUCGUGGAAGUGGUUUAUUGAAUUCUUGAAAUAUGACCUAUCUAUCAAUGAUCAAAGAAAUUGGAGCUUUAUAAGUGAUAGACAGAAGAGUUUAGGAUCUGUAAUUCAGGAAGUCAUUCCAAAUGUCGAGCACGGACAUUGUGUAAGGCACUUGCACAACAACUUCAAAAAAAAUCAUCCGGGUGAAGCAUUGAAAGAAAGAUUUUGGACAUGUGCAAGGUCAUCGUACAUGAGGAUGUUCGAAAAUCAUAUGGAGUGUUUAAGGGAUUAUGAUGUAGCUGCUUGGAAGUGGUUAAAUGACAACACCUCUCCCUAUCACUGGUCAAGAUCAUACUUUCGAGUGGCUGCCAAGUGUGACAUUCUCCUUAAUAAUUUAUGUGAAAGCUUUAAUUCGGUCAUAAUGGAUGCAAGGGAAAAGCCAAUCCUUGGAAUGCUUGAGACUAUCAGAAUCUAUCUAAUGGAAAGGCUUCGUACAAAAAGGGAGUGGAUGAAGAAAAGGAGUGAUAAGAUCUGCCCAAAAAUUCAAAAGAAACUGGAGAAGGCAAAAACAGAAGCAGCUGCAAACAUCGCGAGAUGGUCUGAUCAAGAUAAAUUUGAGGUUACACAUAUGUAUGGAGGCAAACAUGUGGUGGACUUAAAGCAGCAGACUUGUAGCUGUAGGAGAUGGGAGUUGACUGGAUUGCCAUGCUGCCAUGUGAUUUGUUGUAUUUCUUUAAUAGGUCAAGAGCCAGAAAGUCUUGUUCAUCAUUAUUACUCGCGAGACAGUUACUUAAAGGCUUAUGAGCCAGCAAUUGCUCCUUUGAGUGGUCCAAAUGUUUGGGUGCAAUCGGAUAAAGAUCCUGUCUUACCACCCUUGAAGUUGACGUUACCUGGUCGGCCAAAGAAAGUAAGAAGAAGGGAACCAGAAGAGCCUAGGCUUAAUUCGAAAGGGGUUACCAAACUUUCUAGAUCUGGCCUUAUUAGAAUGACAUGUACAAAAUGCUAUCAAAAGGGGCAUACAGUGAGAAAGUGUCCACUGCUGGUACCUUCUAAUGAGCUUGGUGCAUCUACAAAUAAAAGGCCACCACCGUCCAACUCCAACAAGUGUAGCAAAUACAAGGCACUUGGCCAUAACAAGAGAACUUGUCCACAAAAAUCUGAUCAAGUGUUCGGGAAGGAGCCGGCUGAAGUACCUCUGGAAUCUAGCUCAAUGCCAGAUGUUCCAAGUGGUGAUAAAGCACAGGCUGUUAUUGAUGAACAAGAAGUUAUUGAUUUACAGCCAUCGGGUCAAGAAGAACUACCUGAAGUGCAAAAGAAAUUCACCAAGUGUUCCUUCUAUCAUGGCUUAGGACAUAACCGGCAAACAUGUGCAACCUGGCAAGCUCAAGCAUGGAGAAAAAGAAAGGCUGCUAUGACUGUUUUUGGUCCAUUCCCUCCAUCAAAGGGAAAAAUGAUUAGGAAAAAGGAGAAAGCACAUAGGCUGUUGGAUGAAGAAGAUGAUAUUGUCGCCCAGUCAAGUUAA
Messenger RNA from Coffea eugenioides, 2190 nucleotides. RefSeq lists its product as uncharacterized. The transcript is spliced from 6 exons. NCBI's taxonomy places the organism in Eukaryota, Viridiplantae, Streptophyta, Magnoliopsida, Gentianales, Rubiaceae. The record is from RefSeq and is a predicted model, not a curated record. Gene Ontology annotation, molecular function: zinc ion binding; nucleic acid binding. Bases 1 to 2190 code for a protein of 729 amino acids.